CAUUUUACUUGAUACGAUUAACAACUGAAUAGACUUUGACAUUUGACUUUGACAUUUUCUGACUUUUUUUAAUUAAACAACUUUCCUCAAAAUGAGUAACUACGACAUGAACGAAAUGACCCAUGAGCACAGAUAUCCAUCAUUUGAUUUUCGAUUGGCUGAGUUCAUUCUAGGAGGGGGUGGCUUUGCUAUGGCAUGCAUGACAAAUUUGAUGGGAAGGAGGCCAAUUUAUUCAAGUAUAUACAAGCAUUUUAUAGGUAUAGGAGUUGGAGCUUUUGUUGGCCACCAGAUUGUAGUAUACAAAAACAACAGGAAUAGAAGAGAACAGUUGAUGUAUGAAGAUUAUAUUGCAAGACAUCCUGAUGCAUUUAGAGAACCAGAAACAAAACUCAAGUACAAGGAUGUUUUAACACCAUGGUUUCCAACACGUUAAUAGGAUUGCUUACAUAGACUCUGCUUUGAACAUUUGCAGUUUGAUAAUAUUGUUAUUUACUGAAGAAAGAAUGUGUUUAAAAGUCAAAGUAUCAGUUUUUUCUUUGUUUAAACGAUUAACUUGGAGUAAUGUAAAAAAAUGUGAGACUUGGUAAUCAAGCAGCUCAAGCUCUGCAGAAAUUUUGUAUAAAGCUUUGUUUUGGAGAAAGGAGUAGGGGCAAUAAGGCCCUUAUUUGGCCCAAAAAUUACUGCAAAUUUAAAAGUUAUCAUACAUAUUUUUAAAUUACUGAAAACUUGACUAAGGUAUAAGGUACUAAGAAAAACAAAAUAAAUUUGACAUCGAACAAGUUACCAUGGCAACGAAUCAUGAUCUAAUUUGCAUAUUUUGUUAAAUUUCGUGAUUUUCCUAGUUUUUUUCAUCAAAUUUUAAGUAUAUUUUAGAUUGAGAAAGUAUGUGAGCACCAAAGAAACAACUUUAUAUUUGGUGAGAUUAUGCCAAUAGUUAAUAUAAAGCUUCUGUUAAAUUAUUUUGUUGUUUCUCGGCUGCGCAGGAUUUGUCCUCAACAGAAAUAAUGAUAGAAAACUGCAUAAAUUCUGUAUUUUUCAUCAUUUUUGUGAAACAAUACAUAUUAUGACGUAAUUGUGACGUCAUCAGAUAAAAAUCUUUCUGUUUUUAAUUUAUAUGUCUUGACCCUAUGCAUUUCUAAACAUUAUGUGCCAAAUUGAAAUGGUUAUCAAACAUUUUAUUUUCUUGGGCCAAAACUAGGCUUUAAUGCCCCUACUCCUUUACAAAGUAGAACAGGUCGUAUCUUGUUUUAUAGAUGUAUUAUCAUGGUCUCACAUUUAGGUUUGGCAUAUUUGUUGUCCAUGAAAUCAAUUUGGUGUUAAGUAAACAUUUUAAUUUUUGUGUAAAAUUAAAAAUAUGACAAAUUAGGGUUUUGUCGUAGAUUUCAGUUAUCUGAAAAUAGAAAUGUAAUUGUGAAAAUUGCUCAUAUUGUCCUAUAAACAUCUAUUUCUGUUA
Mytilus trossulus (common blue mussel) is the source of this 1453-nucleotide messenger RNA. RefSeq lists its product as uncharacterized. Gene Ontology annotation, cellular component: mitochondrial inner membrane. The record is from RefSeq and is a predicted model, not a curated record. The transcript is spliced from 3 exons. Lineage: Eukaryota; Metazoa; Mollusca; Bivalvia; Mytilida; Mytilidae. The coding region runs from base 92 to 433 and encodes 113 amino acids. Gene Ontology annotation, biological process: mitochondrial electron transport, NADH to ubiquinone.